CUGUGAAGUUUCCAUUCAUUUUUCGUUCAUCCAAACGAUCUGUCAAAUAGUUGUUUUGUAUAAAAUUUACCAGUGAAAAAAUGAUUAAUAACGAUAUUUGCGAGGCGCUGCUGGCCGUAAAAGAAGUGAAGCUUUCUUUCGAGCGAACCCUACGGAACAUCAACAAUAUACAACAUCGGUACAAUAUGGUUUCCGUCCUGAAAAGGAAGGCGGCCAAGGCAAAGGAAUCCUUUGAGGCGGAGAUCCAGGCGGCCAUCACAGAGCCUACCUCGGUCAAAGUGAGCAACCUACCGAGGAAGAGCUUAAAGACAAUUAAGACCUUGCCGCUGGUGGGCAACAAGCGGGUCAAGAGAGGAAAGAAGGCAAAAUUGAGCACGGUACAGGAAUCAUUCAAGGAAGAAUCCGAGGCGGCCAUCACGGAGCCCUCCUUGAAGAAAAAGAUUUUACUGCCGGUCAAAAAGAUCAACAAGAAGACAAAAAGGACCAAGCUUCCCGUCCUGUCACCCAUUUCAUACGGGGAAUCUGUGCCCCAAAGGAUUUGCUUCCGUGCAACAAGCUGCACCUACGAAAUUCACAGUGCCGCAACGCAAAUCAUGCAGCGACAACCGUAUGGUGAUCUCAUCCGCAGACUCUAUCGGGCAGCGCGGUGGAAGGCUCAGCAGGAGGCCAUGGAUCAGCAGGAUCUCGAGCAGUCCCCAGACGGUUUCAUCUGCCGCUGCUCCUGCUCCUCCUGCUAACUGGUCUUUAGAUAAAUUUAUCCAUGUGUGUUGCAUAUUUUUAGGCUUUUUCAAGCUUUUAAGUUUCCAGCUAAAUUUUGUACGAGUGUAUUCAAAUUGUAAAUUGAAAAAUUAUUAAAGAAAUGUUUAUAAGAAUGCAAA
This is a messenger RNA of Drosophila kikkawai, 878 nucleotides long. RefSeq lists its product as uncharacterized. The record is from RefSeq and is a predicted model, not a curated record. Lineage: Eukaryota; Metazoa; Arthropoda; Insecta; Diptera; Drosophilidae.